UCAAACGAAGAAGAAGGAGGCGGAAGCGGGUUCCUGAAGUACCUGCUUUGUAUCUGUUCUUGUUUUAUUCUUGAACGAAAUUAAAGGAUGGCACAGCUGGGUGCCAUAUUCUCCAUAAUCGCUGCUCUGGGAGGAGCAGCACUUUUAGCCUCGGUACACAAGAUCGAUGAGGGACACACUGGAGUUUAUUACAGAGGAGGGGCUCUGCUCACCAGCACCAGUGGCCCUGGUUUCCAUCUCAUGCUUCCAUUCAUCACCACGUACAAGUCUGUUCAGACGACACUGCAGACAGAUGAGGUGAAGAACGUACCAUGUGGCACAAGUGGAGGAGUGAUGAUUUACUUUGACCGCAUAGAAGUGGUGAACUAUCUCAUUCCAUCAUCAGUGUACGACAUAGUGAGGAACUUCACAGCAGACUAUGAUAAGGCUUUGAUAUUCAACAAGGUUCACCAUGAGCUCAACCAGUUCUGCAGUGUUCACUCUCUGCAGGAGGUCUACAUCGGCUUGUUUGACCAAAUUGAUGAAAACCUAAAAUUGACGCUACAAGAAGAUCUAACGAACAUGGCACCAGGAAUCAUCAUACAGGCGGUUCGUGUGACAAAACCCAACAUCCCAGAGAGCAUUCGCCGAAACUACGAGCUCAUGGAGAGUGAGAAGACAAAGCUGCUGAUCACCCAACAGACACAGAAGGUUGUGGAGAAGGAGGCGGAGACUGAGAGGAUCAAGGCUGUCAUCGAGGCUGAGAAAGUGGCACAAGUUGCACAGAUCAAGUAUGGACAGAAAGUCAUGGAGAAGGAAACCGAGAAAAAGAUUUCAGAAAUUGAAGAUGGUGCUUACCUGGCACGGCAGAAAGCCAAGGCAGACGCAGAGUUCUACACGGCACAGAGAUGUGCCGAGGCCAACAAGAUGAAGUUAACACCAGAGUACCUGCAGCUUAUGAAGUACAAGGCCGUCGCAGCCAACAGCAAAAUCUACUUUGGGAGUGAAAUACCCCACAUGUUUGUAGACUCUGGCUCUGCUGGGAGUUCCAUCAAGGCCUCUGCAGCCAUUGACAUUGUGGGUGAGCAGAUCAUGGAUAUGGAUUAAGUUGUGGGACCAUCCACAGGUGGCGGACUAUGGUCUGAAGGCCAGUUGACUGGCAGGUUCCCCCCUUCUGGGCCCAGAAAAGCUCUGCUGACCAGGGCCUGUGUUUCUCAACCCUCUCAGAAUCACUGCAAAAAAAAAAAAAAAAAUCACCUUGAAAGUUUGAACAGGAAGUCACAUUUUUCUACCUCAGAAGGAUAAGAAGACUCAAAGAUAUCUGGUCUUCUGCUCUGUUUGUUUUGAUUCGCCAAGCUCCUUCAAAAACAAUAGGCUCUGCUGCUUACCUUAAAGCUCUAGUGUGUAACUUCUGUCAACAAAACACUGCUCGCGUCGCUACCUCCACUCGCUUUACAAGCGUAGCCGCCGCCGCCGCCGUCCCUUUAUCUAUCAGUCGUGACCUAGAACACCUCACCCUGUGCGCAGCGUGGUAACGUCGCCGGUCGACAGGAAAACAAAGCGCAGGCGUUUGUUUAUUUUUAAAUGUUACACACGGCGGCUUUAAGUGGCAGGUAUCCAAUAGCAACAAAGCACACAACCAUUCCUUUACUGUUUAUGUGUGAACAGUCUUAUUCCUUAACCCUUGUGUCACUUGCACUAAACCCAAGCCUCUUCCCUCAAAGUUACUAGUUGAUUUUGACCAUGAUUAUCACAUCAACCACUUGAUUCCACGGACGCAUUGCGAUGCCUUCCGUUUCUAUGUGUAUGCACAAUUUUUAAACAAUCAAAACGAGCAGAUAGUCCACAAUUCAGAUAACUACGAACCCUAAUAUGAUUCAUAUAACGCAUAAAUGGAGCAUUGUGUUUUUGAAAUGUGUGGUUAUAGCUCGGGGUGAACGCAUCAGUACAAAUGUCUUAUUUACAGCGAAGUAACUGACCGUAUCGGAGUGACACCGGUAAUGGUAGCAGAGACAAAAAGAGCUGUUACUACACUUUUCUUACUGAAAGCUCUCUGUUCUUGCACAGGUGGACAUUUUAAACGCAGACAUUUGUAGUAAUUUUCCUAAACGAUGGGUUCUUGAUUUUAGAGUUAGACAAAAAGCAGCCUCCUUUAUAUUUAUUUUAUGGUAAACUUUAAAGGUCACUCCAGACCCUGAAAUUAAACAGGAUUACUAUCAUCAGACAUUCUAACCAAUUUGAUCUAUUUCUAACCCUUUUUGCUCUUAUAGUUUCCUUUUAUUUUAAAAGGUGUUUAAGCUGCUCUUUUGACUUGUUUAUACGCAGAUGACGACUCCUUCUAUAUUACCACAUACACAUUUUGGAAUGGUAGAGCAGAGAUUAUAAAAUAAUUCAAGAAGUAAAUAAAAACAUUGUUAUUUUUGUCUCAAAGGAGAAGCAGUUGUGUUCCACACUGAGGUCGAUGAUUCUGAAGACUUUGAAAAAGACUGGCCCUCGCCAGAUAAUGGCACUCGAGACAAAUCGCAGGGCAAUGAAUGUAUCUGAUGAAACAUCAUCUCCUCAUGACUUUGACGUGAAGAGAUGAAUUUGUUUUUGUAAAUUCUUUUCAGCACAGAGGGCGUACGGAAAAUAUUGUUCACAUUUUUACCACAUUUCUGCUGUUUGUGUAUAAACAACAUUGUUUUUCACAGUGAACUUUUAGUGAAGACUAUUUUUGCAGCACCGUUUGUUAUAUCCGUCUCUGUUUGUUUUUUUAUUUCAAGGUGAGACACAGAAAAACAGCCUCUGUAACUUUUGCUGAGCAACAGCGCCCCCUGCUGACUCCACUUGUUGUUAAAUCAAACGGAAGCUCUGACUUCGAAUGACACUUUCGCGGAAAUGCGGAGUUCAUCACUGGGUUUGGAGACUUUAUAACCGACCCAAGCUCGACAUUACUCUUGAACUAGCUGAUUCGCUAACUGUCAUUAAGUCAUUGAGUCAAAGCGCUAAUCAAGCUGCUGUAACAUGAAAUAGGUUUUUCCCAUCAGAACAAAAAGAAAUCACAUGUCGGUGAUAAUAAUGUGGUUUUGAGUGUCAAGGUUAUUACAGUUAACGAAAACUAAAGAAAUUGAAAAAGAAUUGAAUUGAAAUUGAAAAAAAACAUUUUCGUAUACUGAAAUAAAAAUAAAAACUAGUUAAAAUAAAAAAAAUGUGUUUUUAUAACUAAAAUUGUAGUGAAAAUGUACCAAAAAACUAAUACAAACUAAGCAUUUCCAAAAAAAUAACUCUAAAAACUAUUUGAAACAAAGUCAUUUUCCAAACAAAAAGUCAAAACUAAAACUACUGAAAAACCCAAAGCUUUUAUAACCUCGAUGACCGCUCAUUAGUUUAAAACUGCAACCGGUCAGAGGACAUCAGAAAGUGUGCUGAGGACAAAUUGGACCACAAAAACCACGUUCAGAGGUGGUUUAAGUAAUGAAUGCAGAGACCACCUGCUCAGCUGAUGUCCUCUCGUCUGCUACAACAUGGGAUUCAUUUUUUCUCUUGGUUAAAAUCUACUUUUAUAUUCCUAUAUUAUUAAAAAAACACAACUUUCUGCUUUUUAAACCGUCAUCAAACUUUGCUGAACGGGAAGCCAGGAGGCUUGAAAGAAAAUCUUGUAGUGCUGCGCUAAUAAACAAACCAGAUGUGACAUUGGCUAUUACUUUUAUGAAUACUUUGAUAAAAGUGUUGUAUGUGUGUCCUGUAAGAAUCUGUGCCAGACAUCUACAGCAGCAAAUAACAGUGUGGUUCCACAUGAGAAAAGGAAUGUGGGAACUUUGUUGAAAUCUUGAGUUGAUUAGGACCAAAUUUCUGGAUUUCUGUCAGCACUUGAUUAAGUUUUGUGGAAUGAUCUGCGUAGUUGCACCGGAUGUGUAGCUGCGAGUUGGUGACUAAGUGAUGAGAUCUACUACUCUGUCUGAUGCAUUUCACUUGGGAGCUGAGUGAGAUGAGAGGAGACUUUUGGUUUAUGCUGAGUCAGUGAUUAAGGGAAACUUUUUAUUCCCACAUUGAGUUAAUAUUUCAUUCAAAUCCGAGAGGCUUUUUUCCUGGAAAUGCAGUCAAACAUGACAGUUAGGAGGCUUUGUUCCACCUACUCCUCAUUGUGAUUAAAAGUGGGUCCAGUAAAUCCUCACAGUGACAUUUGGUCUGUUUCAUUUUUAGUUCUUAGAAUAAUUAAGUUUUGUGUAAAAGGCAAAGACAUUUGCACUGUUUUUCAUCGUGAAUGUGCAAGUAAUAUAUUGUUGAUUUAAGGGAUGCACGAUAUUGGACUUAAUGCCGAUAUCUGAUACCAAUAUAAAUAGACUUUCCUAUGUGCACAACUGCAGAGGUUAUUUAGUCUCUUCUGUAGUGAAAUUAACAUCAUAUUUUUCAUAUUCAUUUAAAAAAAAAAAAACAUGAUAAUAAAUUAAUAAUUUGAUGAUAGCAAUAAUUAGUCGAUUUUGUUUGAAAUUUAGAUUUCAAUUAGAGAUUAUAUCACAGGACACAAUGUUUCUGGAUAUCUUUUUCCUUCAAACUCGUCCAUUCAAGUAAAAAGACAAAGCAAGUAAUUGAACUAUUUGUGGAGGCUGGUGUUUCCUCCCUAUUAGCAUAUGUGGCUAACCUGUGUGGCGGGGAGGACGCUCGUGAGAGGUCAUGUGAUCACGUAAACCCACCUGUGGUCAUGUGACACCUGCUCACUGCUGCUUCACAUACAGGGAAUGUGUGGAGUUUCACUGCAUGUUUCAUGCGAAAGUUAUUUCAAAUCCACAUUUUGCAACAAUCACAAGAUUGUCUUGUGGUCAACGAGGUUACAGCCUAUUUAGCCUCCUGUUGCAGUCAUUAAUCAUCAUCGACAGCUCUGUGAUAUCCCAUAAAUCUUAACUUUAAAGACGAUUAUCUGCCGAAACAGAUGCUGGGCUGAUAAUAUCGUGCAUCCCUAAUAGAUUUGUAUUUACACUGAAAGUGCACUGUGAUUAUAGGACGUUAAUUCUCCUGCAUAAAAAUGUUGCGUUUUAAAUACAAUAAAAAUACAGAGUGUUGAAACA
Solea senegalensis (Senegalese sole) is the source of this 5024-nucleotide messenger RNA. It is a transcript of the gene erlin2, whose product is annotated as ER lipid raft associated 2. The record is from RefSeq and is a predicted model, not a curated record. Gene Ontology annotation, molecular function: cholesterol binding; ubiquitin protein ligase binding. Gene Ontology annotation, cellular component: endoplasmic reticulum membrane; endoplasmic reticulum. Gene Ontology annotation, biological process: SREBP signaling pathway. Lineage: Eukaryota; Metazoa; Chordata; Actinopteri; Pleuronectiformes; Soleidae. The transcript is spliced from 12 exons. Bases 88 to 1086 code for a protein of 332 amino acids.